Enhydra lutris kenyoni (northern sea otter) is the source of this 621-nucleotide messenger RNA. Its product is annotated as probable cystatin-15. Gene Ontology annotation, molecular function: cysteine-type endopeptidase inhibitor activity. The transcript has 3 exons. The record is from RefSeq and is a predicted model, not a curated record. NCBI's taxonomy places the organism in Eukaryota, Metazoa, Chordata, Mammalia, Carnivora, Mustelidae. The coding region runs from base 75 to 461 and encodes 128 amino acids.
CAGAGGGUGGUACCGAACUAGCUGCCACCCUGCCACCUGUUUGCUGCUGGUCUCCAGGACUGACACCAGACAGAAUGCUCCUGAAGGCACCUCUAAUUCUGGGGCUCAUUGUGCUGGCGCCUCAUGUCUGCAGUUCCGACUUUAUGGACAUUGGUAGUAGAACAAAUUACUUCAUCUUGUGUGUUGAGUUUGCAGUGUUUCAUUUCAACCAAGUCUACCCAGAUGAGUAUGCGUAUAAGCUGCUGUGGGUGCGGCGAAGCCAGCGCAAGCAGUUUGCCUUAAUAUAUUUAAUGGAGUUGGAAUUGGGCCAAACCAUUUGUACAAAAGAGGAUGAAGACCUGGAAAACUGCCCCUUGCAAGAAGGUCCAGAAGAGAAAAAGUUGGACUGCACCUUUAUUGUGGAUGCCAGACCAUGGCUUUCCCAGUUCUUCCUCCUGAACAGUACCUGCGUGCAGAAAUAGGCAGAGAAGGGGCCCCUGGCUCCUCAAGCAGAAGUUCCUGGAGCACAUGGGUGGUUCAGUCAGUUAAGCAUCAGUCUUCAGCUCAGGUCAUGAUCUCAGGGUCCUGUGAUUGAGUCCCGCAUUGGGCUCUGUGCUCAGUGGGGAGGCUGCUUCUCCUCUG